AACACAUCGGUAUUGCCUAUCUAUCAGCAGAGUGGACUUUCCACAAGCCAAGGGAGCCGAAACAUCAGAGCGAGAUGUAACAUAAUGCUGUCACUCAGCAUUUGUAUAAUCUCUUUGGCUCCAUUCACGUCUGCUGCUGUCCAUUCCUUGAAGUACUUCUACACAGCCACAUCAGGAAUCUCAGCUUUCCCAGAAUUCAUUGGUGUAGGUAAAGUCGAUGAUUUAGAGAUCAGUUACUAUGACAGCACCAUCAAACAGGCAGUCCCCAAACAAGAUUGGAUGAAUAGGACUACAUAUGGAUUCGAUGAAGGCUACUGGUCGACAGAGAAAGAGGUGGCUAUGGGAUAUGAGCAGACAUUCAAAGCAGACAUGAGCAUUUUAAAAGACCGCUUCAAUCAGACUGAAGGGUUGCAUGCCUUUCAGAAGACGUAUGGAUGCCGGUGGGAUGAUGCCGGUGGAAUCAUUACUGGUUUUGAACAGUUUGGCUAUGAUGGGGAGGACUUCAUGUGGCUAGACCUGAACAACAUGAGAUGGAUAGCAGUCGUGCAACAAGCAAUUCCUACCACGCAGAGGUGGAACAGGAUGGAGAUGGCAUUUCCAUACAGGAGACAUUAUUUCCAUGGUGAAUGUGUUGAGUGGCUGAAGAAGUAUCUUGACUAUGGGAAGAGCAUUCUGCAGAGGACAGUUCGUCCCGAGGUGACUCUCCACCAGAAAGGUUCUGGGGUAGCGUGCCAUGCUACAGGCUUCUACCCCGAGGAAGUGAAGGUCACCUGGAAGAAAGAUGGAGUGGAGAUGGAUGACGAUGUGGAUGUAGGACGGACACUGCCCAAUGGGGAUGGAACCUUCCAGAAGAGAGCUGUGCUCACUGUCUCACCUGAGGAGAGGAAGAAUGCCCAGUACUCCUGUGAAGUGACACACAGGAGUGGAGACCCAAUUGUUCUGGAUCAUGAGGAAGAGAUAAUUUCUUCAAACAUUGGAGUUGUAGUUGGUGUGGUAGCUCCGAUACUGGUUCUGAUCCUGAUUUCUGGGGUUAUGUUUAAGAGGAAGAUUGGUAAGUUGACAUACAGUACAGGCCAAAAGUGUGGACUCACCUUCUCAUUUAAUUAAUUCUCUUUAUUUUUGUGGCAUAUACAUAAUACAUUUUC
Molecule: messenger RNA, 1145 nt
Organism: Engraulis encrasicolus (European anchovy)
Lineage: Eukaryota; Metazoa; Chordata; Actinopteri; Clupeiformes; Engraulidae
Product: major histocompatibility complex class I-related gene protein-like
Exons: 5
Coding region: 85-1107 (340 amino acids)
Biological process (GO): immune response
Cellular component (GO): external side of plasma membrane
Source: RefSeq, a predicted model, not a curated record